Molecule: messenger RNA, 1740 nt
Organism: Epithele typhae
Lineage: Eukaryota; Fungi; Basidiomycota; Agaricomycetes; Polyporales; Epitheliaceae
Product: HET-domain-containing protein
Exons: 3
Coding region: 1-1740 (579 amino acids)
Source: RefSeq, a predicted model, not a curated record
AUGUGGCUCCUCAGCACGGACCGCGCGCACAUCCACUUUUUCCCUCGUCCAGAAGACGUUCCUGGUGGAUACGCCAUUCUCUCUCAUGUAUGGCUCACUGAGGGAGAAGAUACGUUCCAGUCUGUCCGUGGCCAUCGGGAUCUUUCGAAAUCGAACUCCGAGCCGCCAAAAUCUUCAUCGCCACCCAUCAACGUCACCAACCCGCGCGAUCUGGUCUCAGCGAAAGUCCGCAACUUCCUCAUCUUCGCCGAGGGGGAAGGCCAUCAAUGGGCAUGGGUGGAUACGUGUUGCAUCGACAAGACAAGCAGUGCCGAGCUCUCGGAAGCCAUUAACUCUAUGUUCCGCUUCUACUCCCUCUCAAACGCAUGCUACGUAUACCUCGAGGACGUCGGCGACGAUGGCUGCAAGCAAUCCGAAUGGUUGUACUCCCACCCGCGCAGGGCUUACACCAGAGGGCCCACCGAAUUUCACAACAGCAAGUGGCAUACCCGUGGCUGGACACUUCAAGAAUUACUCGCAUCCAGAGACGUUGUUUUCAUGUCUCGUUCGUGGACCCCUCUCGGCACCAAACACGAUCUUGCGGAGAUGCUGGAGGAGGCGACCGGCGUCCCUCGGACCGUGCUUCAAUUCGAGGUCGGUGUCACAGACGUGAGCGUCGCAGCUCGCAUGUCAUGGGCAGCGCGGCGGAAGACGACGCGGAUUGAGGACGAAGCGUACUGCCUGUUCGGGCUGUUCGGGAUCAACAUGCCAACCUUGUACGGAGAGGGACAUCGGGCUUUCUUUCGUUUGCAGGAGGAGAUCUUGAAGUCGUCUACGGACAUGUCCUUGCUCGCGUGGGGAGAUGUCCUACCCUCCCGACACGCCUCUUUCAAAGGCCUGGAGCGAGUGCAGGAACCGACACGACCCGAACGCUACCUCUUGACGGACUCGCCGAGGUGCUUUGAGCGAUGUGGCGCGGUACUUUCCGAAGGGUUCGCUCAGGUCACCACUGAGGGAGACGUGCAUGGCCCGUGGUACCUCAUGGAUCUGUGCUGCUCUCUUACCAACGAACCCCUCUUUCUCAUCCUUCGUCUACGUGCCGAUUUGACGAUCGACGGACGCCCAGUUUUCCAGUGCGGCCGCUGCCCUAUGGACGCCCAUUACGGGAUGUUUCACUAUCGAAUCGUCUCCUCCGAGUCUUCCGUGGAUGCCGGGGUCUUGUCGUGGACCAUGCUCGACGCCUACGUGCAGUCAUACGCUCCGUAUCGUGCGGAGUCCGCCCCUCUCGACAAUCCCGGACUGUUCGUCUCACGCGCGUGCGGGUCCGUCCGCUCCCCCUUUCGAUUCCGGCUAUCCCUCUUGUCACUCGCAUCAUGGAGAUUAGUCGCCGCCACCCGCGUCCGUCUCCCAUGGACAGGCUCGGAGCCGCUCACGGUCAUAUACCGGGAACCACACGCCAAGACGAUCAUGUCGGUCGAGAUUGGAGUCUGCAUGGAGACCUCCGACAAUCCCACUCCCACCCCAGCUUCGACUAUUACAUGGGCCGACGAUUCAUCCGACGACCGCCACUACGCUCGCGUCGUGUUCACUGACACCGGUUCGUCGCGCAUCCCUUCUACAUCGCGGAUAGGCCUGCAGCUCGCGGGCGCGCACAACUGCUCCAUUGACCAUAUCGACGACUGGCCAGACCUACGGAAAGUCAUCUCCCACGUGUUCCAAGAUGGAGCUCUCUCGGACUGCAUAGACGGGCGCUCCAGUUGA